GUUUCGACCAGUAUACUAGAGGUUUGUGUGCAGGAGUUGUGUGUAGCUCCACUGUUUUUUGCGUUUCAUUUAUGGCCUGCAGUGUCCUUUAAUAGAUUUUUGAGCAAGAAUGGCAGGACAGUCAAUUAAUGAUCGAUUGACAGCUGCACGUUAUAGUAUCGCUGGACAGGGAUUGGCUAAAUCCGUCUGCAAAGCUACUACAGAAGAAGUUAUUGGCCCUAAAAAGAAGCACUUGGACUAUCUGCUGCAAUGCACCAAUGAGCCAAAUGUGUCGAUUCCUCAGCUGGCAAACCUCCUGAUUGAGCGAACUCAGAGCCAAGCCUGGGUUAUUGUUUUCAAGGCCUUGAUCACUGUGCACACUCUCAUGUGCUAUGGCAAUGAGAGAUUCACACAAUACCUUGCAUCGAGCAACUGCACGUUUAAUUUAUCCAAUUUUUUGGACAAGACUGGAGCAUCGGAUCACCCACAACUCAGUUAUGACAUGUCAACGUUCAUACGACGCUAUGCCAAAUACAUCAACGAGAAGGCCUUGUCUUACCGCACUGUGGCCUUUGACUUCUGUAAAGUCAAGCGUGGGAAGACUGAGGGUUCAGUGCGCAUGAUGAACACAGACCAGCUGCUGAAGACGCUGCCGGUGCUCCAGCAGCACCUUGAUGCGCUCCUUGACUUUGACUGUACGGCGUCUGAGCUCAACAACGGCGUCAUCAAUGCCGCCUUCAUGCUUCUCUUUCGGGACCUCAUACGCCUUUUUGCCUGCUAUAAUGACGGCAUCAUCAACCUUCUUGAGAAGUUCUUUGAGAUGAACAAGAAGCAAUGCCGCGACGCGCUCGACUGCUAUAAGAAGUUCCUGAUCCGCAUGGACCGUGUGUCCGAGUUCUUGAAGGUGGCAGAGUCGGUCGGCAUGGAUAAGUCCGAGAUCCCUGACCUGAAGCAAGCCCCCAGCAGCCUUUUGGAUGCCCUGGAAGGACACCUUGCUUCGUUGGAGGGCAAGAAACCUCCCACGGGAACCACCAGCAACGGCACGAGCGCAGUGGAAGACUCCGGUGCUUCAAUUUCCGCGGUCAGCGACACGACAUUUGCGCUGGACGAGGUGACGAAGCAGCAAGCUCUUGCUGAGGAGGAAGCCAUGUAUGCCCGACUCAGAGCAGAGGCUGCGAAGAACAAUCCAUUUUUGAGCUCGCCUGACGCCGCCCCUCAAGAAACUGCAGCCGUCAUACCCAUUGAAUCAUCAGCACAGAUAGACAUCUUCUCAGCUGAGCUAGAGGCUCCUGCAGCUCCUGCAUCAAGCAAAGCUUCAGACGACCUCCUGCAACUUGCUGGCAACCCUUUUGCCGACCUCAUAGCAGCAACACCUGCUCCCUUCGUUCCCCAGCCGGUGCCACAGCAACCCCUCAACGUCCUCGGUGGCCUGGGGGAUAUUCUGACUCCUGAAAGCGGCUUGUCGUCCACCAACACCGCCGUGCCCCCUCUCAUCGGCCAGGCUCCUCCCGCUCCCGCUAAGCUCAUAAGCGGUGACCUGGAUUCCUCCCUGUCAUCAUUAGUGGACAACCUGAACAUCAAAGGCCCCGCCGUCAAGACGCAGUGGUCAUCACCCAAGACUCCCAACAAGACUGGGGGUGCCACGUGGACUCCUCCACAGCCCACACAAGUAAACUUCACCAAGCCUAUGAUGCCUCCUCAGUUUCCUGCUGCUACAGGAGCUCCUAUCAUGCCCAUGGGUGGAAUGAUGCCCCAAACCAUCCCAACUUCCCAGCCUCAGCAACCUGCGGCUGCCUUUGACCCCUUCAGUGCUCUCUAAAUUUCUUAAAACGCAUGUCUAUGUUAGCCGACUAACUUGCUUCCUACGUAGUGCCAGCAGCAAACUUAUGCAGCUCACUCCCGCUCCUUCUGUUAAAUUCGACGGCAGACUUUCACUGAACAUGUGGUGCCAUGAAGCACGCUUGCACAACGAGCUUUGAACAUCUCGCUUCAUGAAGCAAGCUUGUCAAAAGCGCCUUGGAAGCAUCCAUAUUAAUGUAUUACCCAAAACCUGCAUCCGAUACCACGUCAACAUCGUGUUCUACCUAGAAUCUGUGUUCGUGUUGAUGUGCAGCUAGAGUUCCCUGCAGUGCUAUGUAUGAUGCUGUGCUAUAUAUCAUGCCGUGCUGUGCUAUAUAUCAUGCCGUGCUGUGCUAUAUAUCAUGCCGUGCUGUGCUAUAUAUCAUGCCGUGCUGUGCACUCAUCACCGAUUUCACCUGCAGCGUGCAUUACGGCGCGAACUAGAAGGUAGUUUGCAGUCCAUAGUUGUAUUCAAAGUCGCGGUCAGCGUGCAGCUUGUUAGUCGCUGUAGUAUAGUUUUGUCAUAGGUACAUUUUGUUCACUGGACUGGGCAUGACUAAUUAUUCUUGCUCUUCAUACAUUUAUUUGAACAUUUCUUAGUGCCAUCGGUACAGUGAAACUAAACUUGCAGUGUGCAGUGGAUGGUUGUUCUCUAUAUGUUCUCUAUAUGAGCCUUGUUUUGUCUUGAGGCAGAUUUACUCGUUGCAUUUAAUUCCAACACAAUUACUGCGCCAUCUGUUACUGCCUCUACUUUCUUCGAGUUUGUCUCGGUCUUUGUUGUCUCUCCUUCAUGUUGUCCUGUACUGUUGAUUUUUUUGUUACUGACUUUGCGUGGUGGACGCAUGUACUCACAUUCCAGCCUCCAAAACUUUAUUGGAAAUAUUAACCGAAAUAUUAACUGUGAACCUCUUCUCAUUGUCCAGAGGCUUCCCCUUCUGUGUACCUCUGCUGAUUACCCUGUGGAUGCUCCUCUGUUACCUUUAUCUCUAAUAGUUUUUCGCUCUAAAUCCCACGUUUAAACAUGAUUCCGCAUGCUAAAUUCUGUGGUAUAAUUGGCAGAUCAAAUUUCAACCCUGAUGAAGGGGUAUUUAUUGGCUGUGAGACUUACUGUACGCGAAUCAUUUUACUGUGCACUUGGAAUUUGAAACCACUUUUACCUUGAACAAACGGCAAUUGCGUCCUCGUGUCAAGAUUUUCUGUACGCAGUAAGUCUAAAUUUUGGCCGUAUUUCUGGUAUAUUUGUCGACCUAUUAGCAGCUUACCCGUGCCCUCAUCCCUUCAGAACCUUACACAAUCAAUUUUCUUUCAAUAAUGUUUCGUUUCUUCUUGCCAUUCCUUAAUUUGUUUCAUCGAUCCUUCACUGCUUCCUCAGGUUGUGUCAGUGACUCAGAAAUCUUAGGGCAACUCUUUAGGGUUGUAUACGACUUUAUCAGCUCCUUAAAGCACCACUUGAGUUUCCAGCUCUUAAUAUAUUCGGUUCCAUGAGUCGAACGAGAAGAGUUAAAUGAGUUAAAGAUCAGAUGUCAAUUCUGCCUUCAAGACGCGACGGUCAUGCUUAUCGUCUCUGAAUAACCCCGCCACCCUCCUCGUAAAGAACAAAUCCUCUUUUAAUGACUAAUUCUCACUCUCGCACUGAACUAAUCACUCUUAAGCUUAGAGGGAAACUACGUACACUUACAAGUUCUCUACCUCUGCAUGGAACGUUUGCUAAACGUCCCUGUUGACUAGCAUGGUUCUUGGUUUGCCAUGGCUAUUAGCAUUGAAGGCAAACGUUUGUUUGCUCGCUGGCUGCAUUCGAAUUGCGUUUGUUUUAUCUCUGGUUGAAUUCAGGAAACAAUACGAUCAAUUGUUUGCCAUGUCCAUUGUUAUCACAUGUUAAAAAGUCGUGUGGAUAGAAUAAAUCUCGAUCUGACGUAGA
This is a messenger RNA of Hyalella azteca, 3736 nucleotides long. It is a transcript of the gene lap, whose product is annotated as phosphatidylinositol-binding clathrin assembly protein LAP. Bases 110 to 1798 code for a protein of 562 amino acids. The transcript is spliced from 7 exons. Lineage: Eukaryota; Metazoa; Arthropoda; Malacostraca; Amphipoda; Hyalellidae. Gene Ontology annotation, cellular component: clathrin-coated vesicle; clathrin-coated pit; extrinsic component of presynaptic endocytic zone membrane. Gene Ontology annotation, molecular function: 1-phosphatidylinositol binding; clathrin heavy chain binding; SNARE binding. Gene Ontology annotation, biological process: clathrin coat assembly; synaptic vesicle budding from presynaptic endocytic zone membrane; clathrin-dependent endocytosis. The record is from RefSeq and is a predicted model, not a curated record.